UCUAUCUGCCUCAUUCUUCACACUGCUGUCACCACAACAACCAGCGACGAUACGGCGAAUGGCAGAGAAGUCAUAAUAAAAACAUCAAACAGACAGCUGCAGCAAUGGGCAAGUCCCAGUCACACUUGGCCAAACAUAAAGAUGAGAGUCAGGACGCACUGACGGCUGACGGUCAAACAGAGGAGGAUGGAAAGAACGGAGAUGUUUCUCAGUUCCCCUACGUGGAGUUCACAGGACGAGACAGCGUGACAUGUCCCACCUGUCAGGGCACCGGCAGAAUCCCCAGAGGUCAAGAGAACCAGCUGGUGGCUCUGAUUCCAUACAGCGACCAAAGACUGAGGCCGAGCAGAACAAAGCUGUAUGUCACGAUCUCUGUGGCCCUGUGUCUGCUGCUGUCAGGACUGGCAGUUUUCUUUUUGUUCCCUCGCUCCAUUGAUGUCUCUUACGUGGGGGUGAAGUCUGCCUACGUCUCCUACGACCUGGACAAACGAAUAGUCUAUCUCAACAUUACUAGCACUCUCAACAUCACCAAUAACAACUACUACGCAGUGUCUGUGACCAACAUCACAGCCCAGGUGCAGUUCUCUAAGACGGUGAUAGGGAAGACCAAGUUCAACAACAGCUCAGUCAUCAUUCCACUGGAUGAACGGCAGAUUGACUACACCGUUCCCACAACCAUAGCUGAUGAGAUGAGUUACAUGUUUGACUACUGCACCUUAUCGACCAUUAAAGUUCACAACAUAGUGGUCAUGAUGCAGGUCACAGUGACAACAUCGUACUUUGGCCACGCAGAGCAGGUCUCCCAGGAGAUGUACCAGUACGUGGACUGUGGGGGAAACACCACCUCCUUGCGUGGACACAUGCAGGUCUACAAAUAAAGCAUGAAGAAGAGUACAGACAAGCGUCACAAAGAGCUGUGACUAAUGGUCUUGCAGUGAUGGCUGGGUUGACCGCGAUGCAGGAAAUCUCUACUCAAUAAUAAAAGGAACAUGGACGGGCUCAAAACCUUUCUUAAAUAAGUCAAA
Cheilinus undulatus (humphead wrasse) is the source of this 1025-nucleotide messenger RNA. RefSeq names its product transmembrane protein 106Ba (gene tmem106ba). The record is from RefSeq and is a predicted model, not a curated record. NCBI's taxonomy places the organism in Eukaryota, Metazoa, Chordata, Actinopteri, Labriformes, Labridae. The transcript has 8 exons. The coding region runs from base 105 to 878 and encodes 257 amino acids.